Molecule: messenger RNA, 1328 nt
Organism: Laccaria bicolor S238N-H82
Lineage: Eukaryota; Fungi; Basidiomycota; Agaricomycetes; Agaricales; Hydnangiaceae
Gene: IVD
Product: isovaleryl-CoA-dehydrogenase
Exons: 9
Coding region: 1-1263 (420 amino acids)
Biological process (GO): L-leucine catabolic process
Molecular function (GO): 3-methylbutanoyl-CoA dehydrogenase activity; flavin adenine dinucleotide binding
Source: RefSeq, a predicted model, not a curated record
AUGUCUUCUUUAAGGACUUUGGCGCGACUGGCGCGUACCACACAGCGAACUCCUUCUGUCAGGCCGCGCUGUACUCUUCUCCAAGUGCGUCAUGCUUCAUACUAUAAUGCGGAUGUUGCGGGUCUCACCAACGACGAAAGCUUGUUCAGGACUGCAGUAAUAGAAUUUGCUGAGAAGGAGGUUGCACCCCGUGCCUCAGAGAUUGACAAGAUGAAUACAUUUCCACCAGACCUUUGGGAGAAAUUGGGUUCAAUGGGUCUUCUUGGUGUAACAGUCGCGCCGGAAUAUAAUGGUCUUGGCCUUGGAUAUUUCUACCACACCUUGGCCAUGGAAGCCUUGUCAACAGCUUCGGGAUCUGUGGCUCUUUCUUAUGGUGCUCACUCGAAUCUAUGCGUCAACCAAAUUCAUCGCCACGGAACAGAGGAGCAAAAAGCCAAAUACCUGCCGGAUCUAGUAAAUGGGGUGAAGGUUGGGAGCUUGGCCAUGAGUGAAACUGGAAGUGGAAGCGAUGUCGUCAGCAUGAAGCUGAAAGCUAAGAAAGUAGCUGGUGGAUGGAGCUUGACCGGCAACAAGUUCUGGAUCACCAACGGGCCUGUUGCAUCUACCCUUGUGGUAUAUGCAAAGACGUCGCCCGAAAAGGGGUCGAAAGGUAUUACCGCGUUUAUUGUUGAAAAUAUUUUCGAUGGAUUUUCGACAAGCCCGAAGCUGGACAAGUUCGGUAUGAGAGGAAGCGACACAUGCGAGCUGGUCUUUGAUAGCUGUGUUGUACCUGAUUCCAACAUUCUAGGUAAAGUAGACCAAGGAGCCGGUGUUCUCAUGUCUGGGUUAGAUCUAGAGCGAAUUGUGCUCAGUGGUGGGCCACUUGGAUUGAUGCAAGCGGCCUUUGAUUAUGCUGUGGAGUACGUCCAUGACCGGAAACAAUUCGAUAAACCGGUUGGGACUUUCCAACUAAUGCAAGCUAAAAUCGCAGACAUGUAUACCAAACUGAACGCCAGCAGAUCUUACGUGUACGCCGUUGCAAAAGCUUGUGACCAGGGAAAAGUCAGCCGAAAAGAUUGUGCAGGAGCGAUCUUGCACUCGACAGAGAAGGCUGUCGAGGUUGCACUGGAGGGAAUGCAGUGCCUCGGUGGAAACGGCUACAUCAACGACUACCCGAUGGGUCGGAUCGUCAGAGAUUCUCGAUUGUACACAGUUGGGGCAGGGACGCAAGAGAUUCGACGAAUGUUGAUAGGAAGAGAAUUUAACGAGCAGUUGCUUAAAUAAAAUUACUAGCGAGGCCACCCACGGAAACUCGUCGAUUUUCAGUAUGCUGGCACCUCAAAAAUGUU